GGCGGAAUUUCUUGGUUUCCUGUGAUUGGAUUCGUGCGGUUUUGUGGUCAUUUGAAAGAAGGCAUUGAGAGCUUUCCAAUGAUGCUAAGACCGCAUGAAUCGGAUGCUUGGAUGCCGAGUUUUGCGUCUCAAAGUUUUGAAAAAAAAUAUGGAAUAGUGCUGGCCGAAAUUAACGAAAUUUACUGCGCCUUACUGCGAUAA
Messenger RNA from Acaulospora morrowiae, 201 nucleotides. The record is from the annotation of a GenBank genome assembly. NCBI's taxonomy places the organism in Eukaryota, Fungi, Glomeromycota, Glomeromycetes, Diversisporales, Acaulosporaceae.